GUGUAGCGAGGCAAACUCAUUUCUACAGUAACUUAUGACGAGAACACAUAGUGCCGUGGUGUCUAAUUAUUACAAGUGUUCAGUGAUAUUCUAUGACCAGUUCAACUUACUACCACAAUCAUGAAGAUUUUAAUGAGAGCGGAUACCCAUUACAGCAUUCAGUACACGAGUGAAUAUGAAAAACCGAAAUAUACUUUCUCACAGGUCCUUGCUGCGGUUGCAGUGUCAAUGGGCUCUAUGAUCAUCGGUUUCUCUUCCGCGUACACAUCUCCAGCCCUCGUGACCAUGAUGAACAGUACUGUCAUUUCAGUCACGGAGGAGGAAGCUAGUUGGAUUGGAAGUUUGAUGCCGUUAGCAGCACUCGCGGGUGGCGUAAUUGGCGGUCCGCUGGUAGACUACAUCGGCCGACGACGAACCAUUUUGUUUAUCGCACCCCCAUUCUUCCUCGGUUGGAUCCUCAUAGCUACUGCAAGGAUAAUACACUUGGUGCUGACAGGACGUGUUAUUUGUGGCUUGUGUGUCGGUAUCGGAUCACUCGCAUUCCCUGUAUAUCUAGGUGAAACUAUACAACCUGAAGUACGUGGUACGCUAGGCUUGUUUCCCACCGCUAUUGGAAACAUUGGUAUAUUAAUUUGCUACGCUGCUGGUAAAUAUCUAAACUGGUAUGAACUUGCAUAUCUAGGAGCAGCCUUGCCUAUACCGUUCUUCAUUUUAAUGCUUAUGAUCCCAGAAACGCCUCGUUGGUAUAUAUCUCGCGGACGUAAUGAGGAAGCCCGAAAGGCACUACAAUGGCUUCGAGGCAAGAACGCCAAAAUUGACAACGAAAUCCGUGAUAUAGCCCUUGCAGACGCAGAAAUGGGUAAAGAGGGUAUAAAACUCAGGGAACUUUUCAGCAUUAAAUACAUGAGGUCGAUCUUAAUUUGCUUAGGAUUAAUGACAUUCCAGCAAUUGUCGGGAAUCAAUGCAGUAAUAUUCUAUACGGUAAAUAUAUUCAAAAUGUCAGGAAGUUCGGUAGACGGUAAUUUGGCUACUAUUAUUGUAGGAAUAGUUAACUUUGUGUCAACGUUUAUUGCCACCGCACUGAUAGAUCGUGCGGGGCGCAAAGUGUUGCUUUACAUAUCUUCUGUGACGAUGACUAUUACGUUGGUAGUUCUCGGAACAUUCUUCUACGUACAAACUGACAUGAAAAUAGAUGUAUCUACUCUAGGGUGGAUACCACUGACUUGUAUUAUGGUUUACUUGUUGGGUUUCUCUCUAGCCUUUGGUCCUAUUCCGUGGUUAAUGAUGGGUGAGAUUUUGCCGGCAAAAAUAAGAGGAGGUGCUGCUUCAAUUUGUACUGCAUUUAAUUGGCUAUGUACGUUUACGGUAACUAAAACGUUCCACAAUAUCUUGGUCGGCAUAGGACCGGCCGGCACGUUUUGGUUGUUCGGAUGUAUCUGUUUCGUGGGACUUUUCUUCGUUGUCGUGUUUGUUCCCGAAACACGAGGAAAGAGUCUCGAACAGAUUGAAAACAAACUCUCUGGUAGAGGCAGCACGAGGACCCGAAGGAUGAGUUCCAUCGCGAACAUUAAACCAUUACCAAAUGGAUGUUAGUUACUGGGAAGACUAAACUUUGGUUGUGAAUGUCGAGCUAUCUAAACACAAUUGGUUUUUCAAAAUUGUAAAGACACUUUUAUUACUUAAAAUGUGUGUGUUUUACUUAAAUACAGGGAAAGCAUAUGCUACCUCAAGAUUGGAGUUAUAUAAAAAUUUAUACACUAAAAUGACAUUAGUAAAAACUACUUAAUUAAUUACACAUUUCAUUUAACUCUCUUACAUUUAAGUAAUAUUACCGUUAUGUAACCAAUCAGAUUGUAAGCAACCUACUUAAUGUAAAUAUCUUUGUUUUUAAUUUAUUUCUAUAUUUAAUGUAAGCAUUCUGUUCUACCAAAAACUGUUAAUUUAAGUAUUAGAUUAUGUUUUUAGUUAAGCUAAAUACAUUUAUUUUCUAG
This is a messenger RNA of Spodoptera frugiperda (fall armyworm), 1991 nucleotides long. RefSeq names its product facilitated trehalose transporter Tret1-2 homolog. Gene Ontology annotation, cellular component: membrane. Gene Ontology annotation, molecular function: sugar transmembrane transporter activity. The transcript is spliced from 3 exons. Bases 121 to 1593 code for a protein of 490 amino acids. The record is from RefSeq and is a predicted model, not a curated record. Gene Ontology annotation, biological process: transmembrane transport; carbohydrate transport. NCBI's taxonomy places the organism in Eukaryota, Metazoa, Arthropoda, Insecta, Lepidoptera, Noctuidae.